Molecule: messenger RNA, 2512 nt
Organism: Aedes aegypti (yellow fever mosquito)
Lineage: Eukaryota; Metazoa; Arthropoda; Insecta; Diptera; Culicidae
Product: transmembrane protein 216
Exons: 3
Coding region: 294-707 (137 amino acids)
Biological process (GO): non-motile cilium assembly
Cellular component (GO): ciliary transition zone
Source: RefSeq, a predicted model, not a curated record
ACUAUGAUCACUGUAGUUCUAAAAAUAAACAUUUUCCAUCAAAACUGGAAAUAGUACGGCGAAGCGGCACGGAUUCAAAACCCUCCCCAGCAGUUUCGAUGUGCUGCCCACGGUUUAGGAGUAGUUGCUGCUGCCGUUGCUAGUAGUGCGUAUCGUCCCCCUGUAUUUCUCUUCCAGGUCCCGUUUUUGUUCCUUCAUCGUUUCGAAUAGCGAAUUUCAAGCACUUCUUCGCCCGGAGGGGGUGUUAGAAAAACAAAGAGGAGCCAGACCGCCCCCACUCGAAAGCAACAGUCAUGGGCAAUCCUAGUCUGACGUACGAGAUUCUCCUCUACCUGAACUCGUUCUACUUCGGGAUGUUCGCGAUGUGCGAACUGGGCAUGAUCACCCUCAAGGCAGUCAACCUCAAGUAUCCGGAGCAUAUCCUGAUGCGGGAAACGUGCAUCCUACUGUCGCUCUGCCUGGUCGAGACGAUACGGAUCAUCCUGGGGAGGAAGGGCAGUCUCAGCGAUCACGGCUGGCAAGUCAUCCUAUCGGUUAUCCUAACAAUUCCUUGCGCGGUGGGAGUCGGUUAUCUCCUGUUCUAUCAAUUACACCGAUUACGCCUCGAAUACAUCCUAUGUGCCUUAAUGUUAUCUCUCCAGGCAGCUGAGCUACUGUUUGCGAUACUGUUCGUAUUCACACUCUGCCGUCCGACCUCGUACGACUAGGUUUGUUCAACUGUCCAAACUGUUUCCCUCUGUCUUGGCUUCCCUUCCAUCGUCCAAACCGGGAAGUUCGUGAGUCUCAUCUGACCAUUAUUCAUAUUCAUUUUAAACAAAAUGACAGGAUAGAUUAGCACUGACCAGUCUUUUUGAACAGUCUAUUCCAUUUCAUUCAGCGACCGUCGUCAUUUGAUAUCCAAGUUUUAACGAAGUAGAUUUUGCAUUAGACUUUUUACGAGCCAUUUCAAAGCCAAAAAAAAACAUUAAGCCAAAUUUCUGAGACUCGUACAGACAAUAGGAUACAAAGUAAAACCAUAAAUAUGAAGCAACACACAUAAGACUCAACAUUAAAAACAUACUUUCAAUACGAAUAGUUUCAUUAUCAAUUCAUUCAUACAUUUUGUAUCAUAAAUUGUGUUUUGUGAUUUACACGAAACUUUCAUUUCGUACUUUAAAAGGCAAAUGAUCCAAAUAUUUGUAUUUUUAAGAAAACUGUUUAUAACUCAUAAGUAAUCGAUCUACCCCGAAGAGAGGGUUAAUAAUUUAUUUAUUUAUGUGUUCUCUGUAAAAUCGCUGUAACAAGAAGCUAGUCACAAGACCAAAUAUCAAAACUAUUUCCGUUCUAAGUCCAACUGGCUCGUGCCAUCUAUGUGCUAUAUACAUUUCAGAACGAAAUGUAUCUGCACUUUCGAAUAGUCGAUUCACUACUAUUACGUAGACAGUAAGUGGUCUAGAGAGAAAAAAAAUCAAAGUAAAUCAAACGGGUUGACAAAACCAUUAAUUAGCGUUUGUAAUAGCUGUCGAUUAGCGGAACUCGUUUACAUUUGAGGGAAAGUUGUUUUAUAUAUAUGCAAAAUCAAGUAGUGAUGUAAAGGAUUAAUGGUAGUUAAAACUGAUAAAAAAACAAUGAAAAUCUGCAAUAUAUUCAGAAAACAAAAGAAACCAUUUUAGACCAUUUAUACCGACAAAAUAUACGAUAAAAAAGGCGGAGAAAAAAAGAACCCGUCGUGAAGUAACUGUUUCAGAGUAGUUUAACGCCCGAAGGAGCGAGGCAUCAGACAUUUACAUAAAAGCAAAUACCGAAUGUUUCAGCAUAGUUAUACAAAGCAAAAUCGACUUUUGAAUCUCCAUGAAGAAUUUUCGAACUUUCACAAGAUAGACUAAGCAUAGACAGGCAUUAACUAUGAUACGCACCCUUAGACCACCAAAGUCUUAUUUAAUUCUUCCGGCGUUACAUUAGAAUCAAUACUUCAAUUUUAACUUUUCACACUCCUAAUGACACCAUUGAAUUUUUUGAAAUUUACCACGACAGCACAAACCUCAACGCUUUUAACAUAUCUUCAAUUUUAAUAGUUUCUUUUGACUGAAGGUAAACUCCUGGAAAGUCGAUUCUGACACUUUCAAACAAUUUCACGAUAACUGAAAAAUUGUUUACUGUUGUUAUAACUACUUCGCCAGAGCUUAUCUACCAAAAAGAAUUUGAAAAACACAUUUCAGUAAUACACUGUUCUAGAUUUCUAUUCUCUGAACAUUUCUAGAUACCUUCCCAAACCACCACAAACCAAUGCUGCACCUUUUCUACUAAACUAGAUUACCUUAUCUAAUAAAAAAAAAGCCAGUCAAUAACGUGUAAGCGUAAAGUCUUUUUUGUACCGCCACGGAGCGAACCAUGACGACAAAGAAAUUCUUAAGACAAAAAAAUCAAAUCAGUACUGUGUUCUUCUUUUGUUAUCGUGUAACUUUCAAAGGCAAAAGACUUUGUAAUAAAACAUAUUACCUUUACGCAUGAUAAGUAACCUACACUGUAAAAA